UGCAAGAAAGGGCAACCCAGAAAGCUUGACAAUUUUCUACUGCAACGUUUCAGGAGGCAUAUCAUAUAAACUCCUAGCAUUCACCUCUCUAUCUCUCUGUCUCUGCUGCAUGAAAGAUAGCUCAGUACGCAUGCUCCGUAUCGGAACUGGUCCAUGCCCUGCUGGGUGUGCGAAGUGACGCAGAGGUGGCUGGGCAUCCGAGUCCACCGCUGUCACCAUCCAGGCAGCAGGAGUGGUUGAUAUACCGUAGAAGGAGAAAUGAGCUGGUUUCGAAGGAUUAGAUCCGAGACGGUAGAAGACAACUACAUAGAUCUAUUGGUGCCACUUUGGAAGAAAAGAUGAAUGUCGAAGUCCAGUAAUCGAAGGUGAUGGAAAAGUUGGAAGGUGACAGCAUUCAAAUCAGAACAAAGUAAUAUCAUUGUUUGGUGGAACAUCCUUCAGAGAUGAUUCAUAAAUUGGCUUAUUUAUAUGUUUUCAGUAUUUUUGUUUAUGGAUUCGAUGGACCUAUAGAAAAACGUAUGGGACCCGUCUUCAUCUCCGAACCACCAAGUUCUGUUGAUUUCCUAAAUACGACAGGUGUUGCUGUAGACUGUUUAGCAUUCGGUAGUCCUUCGCCUCGUAUAUCAUGGCGUUUAAGGGACGGCAGCCUCGCAGAGAAUGUGCCAGGACUUAGACAAACUCUACCGAAUGGUACAUUAAUCCUAUGGUCCUUUCGACCCGAACAAUAUCGCCAAGAUGUACACGCGGACGUCUACAGGUGUCUGGCCAGCAACGUGGUUGGAACUAUACUCAGCAGAGACAUCCACGUUAGGGGAGUUGUCAAACAGUACUACGAAGUACAAGUCUAUGAUGAAUAUGUCAUCCGAGGUAACACAGCUGUAUUGACCUGCCACAUUCCUAGUUUCGUAAAAGAUUACGUCACAGUGACGUCGUGGAUACGGGACGACAUUGUUACCAUAACCUCAAAUGUACAGGAAGGAGGUAGAUACAGUGUCUUCUCUUCUGGUGAACUACAUAUCCGCAACGUAACACCCAGUGAUGGGUCUAUGAGCUAUCGUUGUCAAACCACCCAUCGUUUGACUAAUGAAAUCAUUGUCAGUGCCACAGCCGGAAGGUUAAUAGUUACAGAUUCUAGUGGAACAGUACCGCCUCGGAUAACAGAUAGUCGGAGCACUUUGCCUGCUGUACAAGGUAAUACUAUCGAACUCCCGUGUGCUGCUCAGGGCUUUCCCGUGCCUAGAUAUAGUUGGUACAAAUAUGCAGGAAGGAAUAACUCUCAAUUACUUUCGGUUUAUCUGGAUUCGCGAAUGACGCAGUUGAGUGGGUCACUAAUUAUUCGUCAGGUAAAAGUAGAGGAUGAGGGGAAAUAUGUUUGUCUGAUCAGCAAUAGUGCGGGUGAAGAAAGGACAGAAAUGGUACUUGUUGUCACAGCUCAUUUAUCAGCACAUGUACAGCCUCAGCAACAAACAAUUGAUGUUGGAAAAACAGCAAAAUUUAAUUGCUCAUAUUCUGGCCAUCCAGUCAACAGUAUCACUUGGAUCAAAGACGGUAAUCCUAUGUUUGAAGAUGGUAUUCGAGUGAAGGUAUUAUCCAGAAAUGUUCUCAUUAUCUCAUCAGUGCGAAGAGAAGAUAGUGGAAUGUAUCAGUGUUUUGUGUCCAAUGAAGUUGAGUCUGCUCAGGGAACUGCUCAGCUAUUGUUAGGAGAUGCAACCCCAGUUUUUCAUUACGUAUUUUCUGAAGAAACUCUGCAGCCGGGACCAUUUGUAUCAUUAAAAUGUGUUGCUUCAGGCAAUCCCUUGCCCCAAAUUACGUGGACCUUAGAUGGAUCUCUGUUACCCGAAGAUCAACGUUACAGAAUUGGAGAUUAUAUCACUCUGCAAGGUCACGUUGUCAGUUAUGUCAACAUCACGUCGGUUCGUGUGGAAGACGGUGGUGUUUAUGAAUGUCAUGCAAAAAAUACAAUGGGCACAAUCAGCCAUUCGUCAAGGCUCAAUGUUUAUGGUCUGCCUUACAUCCGUCCAAUGAAGGAUGUGUCUGCUGUUGCCGGAGAAAGCUUGGUGCUUAGAUGCCACGUUGCGGGGUAUCCAAUAGACACUAUCACGUGGUCAAGAGAUGGAAGUCGAAUGCCAAUCAACCGACGACAGGAAAUGUUUCCAAAUGGUACGUUAGUUAUUAGAGACGUCCAGAGAGGUGUGGAUGAUGGAUCAUAUAAAUGCAGGGCGUUGAAUAGACAAGGACAAAGCGCCACUGGUACCGUGAGGGUGCAUGUCAUGGUCAAGCCAGUGAUUGAUCCAUUCUCAUUUCCACGCAAUUUACAAGAGGGAAUGCGCUCACGUCUCGUUUGUACGGUGAUUCAAGGAGAUCCACCUUUCGUUAUCCACUGGAGAAAGGAUCGGAGACCUAUUGAACCGGGACUCGGUGUUGGUAUCCGUAAUGAUGAUUUUUCUAGUGAUCUUACUUUUGCUAGUGUCAGUCCACGCCAUAAUGGGAAUUAUACUUGCAUCGUUAGUAAUGCUGCGGCUUCCGUCAGUCAUACAGCUACGUUGAUUGUUGAUGUUCCUCCCAGGUGGAAUGUUGAACCACGCGAUGAAUCUGUUGUAUCUGGACAGAAUGUUCGAAUUGACUGCCUUGCUGAUGGCUUUCCAACACCUGUGAUAACGUGGGAGAGAGGCUCAGUCAGUUCUCCCCAUCAUUACACUGUUAUAGCUAGUGGGCCACAUUACGAGGUCUAUGCCAAUGGUUCCUUGCUGAUAAAAAAUGUUGAAGAAGACGACGGCGGGUAUUAUUUAUGUCAAGCAACCAACGGUAUCGCUUCCGGUUUAAGUAAAGUCGUCUUCCUUACUGUACAUGUUCCGCCAAGAUUCGAAACCAAGUUCAAGAGCGAAACUGUGAAGAAAAACGAGAUGGUGAAGAUGCAGUGCUCAGCUUCCGGCGACCAUCCAAUGACAAUCGUGUGGAAUAUCGACAAACAGCCAUUGAAUCCAACAGAGGAACCGCGGUAUUCAAUAAAAGAUUAUAUCGAUAAAAAACGCCUGUCCUCCGAAAUCACAAUCAUGUCUGCCGAACGGAGGGAUUCUGCCCUAUUUACGUGCCUUGUGACAAAUGCGUUUGGACGAGAUGAUAUGAACAUAAGACUCAUCGUACAAGAGCCUCCAGAACCACCGCGAGAAAUUAAAAUAUUAGAACAAAAAAGUCGGUCUACUAAGAUUUCGUGGUCUCCCCCAUUUACUGGAAACAGUGCCAUUAUUAAAUAUCAUAUACAAUGUAAACAAGAAUCAGUCUUUUAUCAAACAGGGAAUGAUCGGGAGAACGUUAUAAACGUAACAGCCGGAAGUGACGACACUAAAGUGGUAUUGAAAGGUCUCCGACCUGCAAGAACUUAUUAUUGUAGAAUCAGAGCUGAAAAUUCUGUUGGAUUAGGAGAACCGAGCGAACCUACUGCCAUCACUACGUCUGAAGAAGUACCAGGAGGACCACCACUUGAUGUAAAAGUUCAAGCAAUAGAUUCACAAUCAUUGAAAGUAACCUGGAAGCCACCCGAUCACGAAUUAUGGAACGGUCCUAUUAAGGGUUAUUAUGUUGGUUAUAAAGUUUACGAUUCCGAGGAUCCAUAUCUUUAUAAAACUUUAGAAGUAGGACAAGGUAUUGAAGAACAAGUGGUGCUAAAUCAACUUCACAAGUUUACAAGGUAUAGCGUUUUAGUGCAAGCUUACAAUUCAAUGGGUGCAGGACCAAGAUCUGACGAAAUUAUUGUCAGAACAUUAGAAGACGUACCAAGUCAGCCACCGCACAGAGUACAAUGUUUACCACUUACAUCACAAAGUCUCCAUAUAUCAUGGGAAGCACCACCUAUGUCAUCUAUCCAUGGUAUUCUCCAAGGAUAUAAAAUUCUUUACAGGCCAGCCGAAACUUUAGCAGGAGAUGAAGAGUAUGAAGAAAAACGGGUAACUGAACAAGAUGCCAAAUUGACUUCUCUUCAUAAAUAUACGAAUUAUUCCAUAAUGGUUGUUGCCUUUACUCAAAAGGGUUACGGCGUUCGGAGCAAUCCCGUUUACUGCAUGACACUGGAAGAUGUUCCAGGCCCUCCUGCAGCUGUUAAGUCCGUGGUUCUUUCUUCCGAUACAAUUCUCGUAACAUGGAAACAUCCUUUGUUAUCUAACGGCAUUAUUAAUAAAUACUCACUUUAUUGGCGUUCAUUAAGUGAUAUUAAGAAUGCUACCGUAGUCCAUAUUCCCGCUAGUCAAAAUCAAUAUAAAGUUACAGGCUUAAAGGAAAAUUCGCGUCAUGAAUUCUGGUUGACUGCAUCUACUGCCAGGGGUGAAGGAGAAAUCAGCAAAGUUGUUUCAGGAACAACAACAUCAUGGUUACCUGCAAGAAUUUUGGGUUUUGGAGAAACUGUUGUAACUACACCCGGGGAAAAGGUAGUUUUAACUUGUCAGUCGAUUGGAAAUCCGCCUUUGCACAGAAACUGGAAAUUAAGAGGUGAAACCAUUCCAAAACAAAGCAGAAUAGAAGUGUUAUCCGAUGGUGCACUCAUCAUCCGCCAACUCCAAAUUACAGACUCAGGGAAUUAUACUUGUUAUGUAAGAAAUAAACACGGGAGUGAUGAAAUAACGUAUUCUCUUAUUAUACAAGAACCAGUGACAUCUCAUGCGCCUCAGAUUAAAAUCAUAUCAGCAUCUACGACUUCAGUUCACGUUGAACUCCUCUUUACCAUGCCAGAAAAUGUCAUAUUAAGAGGAUAUGAAGUUCAUUAUAAGGCUGAAAAUAAAGAAUGGCAACAAAGAAGAAUAUCCGGAAAAAACCAUACGUUUAUGUUAGAUGGCUUAGAAUGUGGUGCAAGUUAUCAUUUAUAUGUGGUCGCUUUAACAAGUGAAGGAAAAGGUGAACGAAGUAAUCCUGUUGUAUUUAGAACAGAAAGUACUGUGCCAGUUGCUCCUAAACAGGAAGAUAUGAUUUUUACAAACUCGACACAUUUAGUACUUCAACUUUUAUCAUGGCAAAGCGGUAGGUGCCCUAUCACGAAGAUGAUUAUUGAAUAUCGGCCUCAGUCCAGCACUCAUUGGACAUUGUUGACUAAUAGAGUAGUACCUGAACAACAAAAUCAAAUAAUAAUACAGGAUUUAAAUCCUGAAACGUGGUAUGUGAUCAGAGUAACUGCUUAUAAUGCUGCGGGAUCGACAGUAGCGGAAUAUGAUGUUAUAACAUUGAAAGUGUCAGGAGUUGUAUCCGUGUCUGAUGCCGGAAAUCCAGAUCACUUACCAGCCGCGCCACCUUUCUUCGAAGAUACCACUACUUUAGUAUCCAUGGCUUCUUCCGGUGUUGUUCUGAUAGCGGGUGUAGUAGCAGUGGUAUGUUUAGUUAUGUACAAGCGUAGACGAAAUACCAGACAUCACUAUAGAGAAUCUUCAUCGAGAAGUGAUGUUGCUACAACUACAGCGUUGAUGGCACACUUAGAGAAGAAGUCACAAAGAUCGGAAACCAGUCGUCAGAGCCACAGUCAUAGCAGGGAUUUACCUUCAUAUUUCUCAUCUCCUGUUCGGAAAGUCGUUCCUACAGCUAAUCCUCCUUCUUCAAGACAACUGCCCCAUUCCUCUUCGAGCAGUCACUAUUACGAAGAUGAAAUAGCCCCAUACGCAACGUUCCAGCUUCCAGGUCCCACACCAGAAGAAGACGAAGGUCAAACGGAAGAGUUUAAAACAUUCAGCGUACACCAUGGCGAACCGCCAUACUUAGCCAAAACGAGUUUAGACCCCCCAUCUGCGAAAAGUGGUAAAGCCAGUGAAGAAUUAUAUCAGAGCCAAGCUCCCAAUAGUCAUAGUUUAACUUCGGGUUCAUCCAAUCAAGAGGAAUUAAUGCGAGCUUACGAAUAUGCCCGUCGCCAUCCACCUCCUGCAUUACAAUACGAUGGUAUCCAUAAUAGAGGACAAAGUCAUACCAGCGGUACAGGCACGACAGAAUCUGAGGGUACAGAUCCAGGAAUUAGACAGUUUAGUGGCACUCCACCUAAGCCGAAUGAAAGGCGUCAAGGGGCUUGUCUUACUCCAGGCGUAUCAGUAGGUGCAUCAGCACAGACAGCAGGAAAUGAAUCCAGUACGUCGGAUGAAGCCACACCUGUCAACACUCCAUAUCAAGCCCGACCUAUGCCUUCCGCACAACCGAGGGAGAAGGGACAGCUUUCAUGGGGAGGAAUGAAGAACCGUAGCCAAGCCACAAGCAAGAAGACCAAUUCCAAAGGUAUUAAAAAGGGGUUAUCAAGUGAUGAAAGUGACAGCGAAGGGACAAUCUACACAUUCAGCAGGGCAGAUACAGUGGUACUGAGGGGAAGCAGUGGGAAUGAGGUUUCCGAAACAGAAUGUGAUCGAGACAGAAUAACUCACUUAAGUAGAAGUGGAUUUUCAAGAAGGCCUCCUGCGAGAUCACACACAAAAUCAGAUGUUAUCGAUUGCUAGUAGGUUUUGAAAAUUCCUUACCCAAAACAAGAGAAGAGCUUUAUUAGCCAGUUAUUGGCUACUGCCUGAUGUUUCUGGGGAUGCCAAAUCUACAUGUACAAAAAAAAAUCAAGAAAAACCUACCAGAAUGUGAGGUAGACUAGAGCAGUGGAAAAGUUUUUUAAGUGAUGGAUCUUUCCGAAAGAAGAAACAAGAAGAUUUUCCCCUCUUUCCAAACCCUUAACCCUCUGGACGUGCCUUUGUACCAGUUUGCACCCUAUGCCUUGCCAGUCAGAAUGUCAGACAAGGAGAGAGCAAACAUAACCAACAAAAGAUAAAAAAAAAAGUGUCCUCAUUCUGGUGUUAGCAGCCACAAUGAUCUAGAGCAUAUCCACCCUUCUAGUACAAAUUCCACCAAACCCCUCUGUACGUCCCAAGUUUAUACUCUACAUAAUCAGACAGGACCUAAUUGUUCCUCCUUGAGAAAAAAACAUAAUAAUAAAACUAAACAGAAUGGAGAUGUCAUCAUCGCUGACAUAUUUUAAUUUUUUUUAA
Molecule: messenger RNA, 6986 nt
Organism: Centruroides sculpturatus (bark scorpion)
Lineage: Eukaryota; Metazoa; Arthropoda; Arachnida; Scorpiones; Buthidae
Product: Down syndrome cell adhesion molecule-like protein Dscam2
Exons: 37
Coding region: 444-6452 (2002 amino acids)
Biological process (GO): cell-cell adhesion; axon guidance
Cellular component (GO): plasma membrane; axon
Molecular function (GO): protein binding
Source: RefSeq, a predicted model, not a curated record